GUACGGCACGAGAAUUUUGGAAGAGCAUCCCAAAGCAAAGAUGCACGAGCAAUGCGUUCAGAUCAAACUUGCCCAUCGACGAACUCCACCAAAGAACCCAGCGCAUUCAACCCACGGUGGCAGUGAACAGUGUAUCAGGUUGGAUUCCUCGAAGUCGCUAAUCUGUCUCAGUUCAGAUAGACAAACCAGAAUUAUGGAGGUCGGAAAUCCACAGUGCAACGGAAGACCUAGGGGAACAACGAGGCCCCAACCUCUCAGUCAGUCAUCCAGAAAAAAGAAGGACAAUGAGGCAAUUGCAGUACGAAACCAAGUUGUGCAGAAGAACUCUAUCUUGGCCGAGUGCCGUUCAAAACAGCACGCGACAGUGGUACAAAAACGCGUUGGCGCUCGUCAUCUACAAAGAGCGCGCACAUUUUUCGACCCUUUCAGUGGGAUACACAUUUCCCAGCAAACCCUUACCGCUGAAGCUGGAAGUUAUCGACGAAUCCAUUUAUGGGGCGCUGCAUUAUGCCCUGCCGUCAUAAAUCGAAGGAGAUCCGGCAAACACGUGUCUCGAUGUCACUUGUCGAAAAGCGACCUUGCGUUAAGCUAUUCCAAACUAACCACUGAGUCAGAAGCACUUGAGUUGCAAGAACUGAAGGUCUCUUGCGAUUCCCUACAGCCAACAGCAAUCGAACAAGCAGCAGACAGUUUGUCUAACUAUUGUGCUCAAUCGGUGAUGGUGUUAUGCGGUGAAGUCACAGUUUACUCCGAUGUAUGCUCAAAACUCUCCGUGGUGCUCUCUGCUCACAGGACCCCAGUAUUAACGUUGUUCUUCAAGCUUCAUGCUCUCGCUGCAGUGGCGGAAAUUCGCAGCAACCUUAACAAGAUGCACUUGCCGAUUUCACUGGAAAAGGAACUCUGCAACAUUGUAACUAAACAGAAAUUCAAAAUUUGGUGCAUCACUAAGCAAUUCACAGUGACUAUCAACAGUCUGUCACCUACAUUCCAUUCCACAUCCUCGCUGGCAAGUCAGGCCCCAUUGGCGCUUUGUGUUCCACAACUCAUGAAUUCCAUUCAGCAGCAUACGCCUCAUCUGCUGUUUGCGCAGGAGGUCUGGAAUGGUGAGCAAGGUGAGAUAAACGAACUAGGAGAAGAAUUCGCACAAGCUGCAAUUGAUAUCUAUUUUGAAUCGCUCACAACUAGUAAAGAGGAGGAUGGGUCAAUCUGUUCCCAGUACACCACAUCCGUUUCAAUCCCCUUAUCCAAAGAGUCCAAUCCGUACGCAGAGGCCGCGGACGUGUCAGACGCGUCCUCAUCGUUCUGUGCGAAAAGCAUUGACGACAAUUAUGAGCCAAUUGAUUCACCGCCCCACGAGGAGGAAUUCGAUUGGUCGGUAUAUUAUCACCAUGGUAGACGACUUACGCAAUAUAAUCCACCAGAACUGGAGCCCAUUUCGGGUAUUCGGUCUGCUCCAACCAGGCUGGAAAACAUGUGGGACACAUUUGGACAAUUACUUAUGCCUUACUUCAUUCCGUACAGCUGAGCACAAUACGAUGACCCAGAUGAGUUUGCGUUCUCAACCAUGCGAGAAUAUAACCGUUGGGAGGAUCACGUCCUUCCUUCUCUGAGGAAGCUUAUAAUGUCGCGAACUCCACGAGACGCUUACCAUCCGUUUCGUCGCAUUUAUGAACAAAUAACCUCCCGCCGCUCGGGGAAUUAGUUUACAUAACUUAAAUUUUGCCAUCAGUUCACCGCUGUGUUUGUGAUGCUUUAAUAAAACACACGAGGCCAUCGUGAGUCGCGUC
Dicrocoelium dendriticum is the source of this 1787-nucleotide messenger RNA. The record is from the annotation of a GenBank genome assembly. NCBI's taxonomy places the organism in Eukaryota, Metazoa, Platyhelminthes, Trematoda, Plagiorchiida, Dicrocoeliidae.